GUGCGGAGGGGGCGGCGGCAGCGCUGUGACUCAUGCCUGCGUCGAAGCAGAUCAACCGGCGAUUCAUGCUUUUAAAAAAGCAAAUCCGACCACUUCUGGGAAAAAAGGUCAUCUCGCAUUAAAUUCCGCGGCGUGAUUGGUAUUCCGACGUCGUUUCUGGCGGAGUUUAUAAGCAGCGGGUCGUUCCCAGGUUGGAGUCGCCCUGCCUGCCUGGACUCCGGCGGUUAAGUGUCCGCUAGCCCCCUCGCAAAUUCCUUGUUGCCCACCCUUCAGAGGAAUACCAGAGGAAACCCGGAGUCCGGGAACUAGGGCUUUUCUGAAAGGAUGGCUUCCUCCGCUCCUUCAUCCUCCAACGACGCUCCGGACCCCACCCCACCCAAUUUACGACCCACAACGUACGACUCGUGGUGCGGCGUGGCUCACGGAUGCACCAGGAAGAUCGGGCUGAAGAUAUGCGGGUUCCUGCAAAGGACCAACAGCCUGGAAGACAAGGGCCGGAUUGUCAGCUCCCUGAAAGAAAGGCAGUCCUCCAAGAGCCUGCUGGCGUGCGAGAACAGCGAGAAGGAAUCCAGGUUCCGGCGCACCGAGACAGACUUCUCCAAUUUGUAUGCCAGAGAUUUGCUGCCGGCCAAGAAUGGCGAGGAACAGACCAUGCAGUUCCUACUGGAGGUCGUGGACAUCCUCCUCAAUUACGUGAGGAAGACGUUUGACAGAUCCACCAAAGUGCUGGACUUCCACCACCCCCACCAGCUCCUGGAGGGCAUGGAGGGCUUCAACCUGGAGCUCUCGGACAACCCUGAGUCCCUGGAGCAGAUCCUGGUGGACUGCCGGGACACGCUGAAAUAUGGAGUGAGGACAGGUCACCCACGCUUUUUCAAUCAGCUGUCCACGGGACUGGACAUCAUUGGAUUGGCUGGGGAGUGGCUGACAUCAACUGCUAACACAAACAUGUUUACUUAUGAAAUUGCCCCUGUUUUUGUUCUCAUGGAACAAAUAACACUUCGAAAGAUGAGAGAGAUUAUUGGAUGGUCAAAUAAGGAUGGGGAUGGAAUAUUCUCACCUGGAGGAGCUAUCUCCAACAUGUACAGCAUAAUGGCUGCACGAUACAAGUAUUUCCCUGAAGUCAAAACCAAAGGCAUGGCUGCAGUCCCUAAACUAGUUCUCUUUACCUCGGAACAUAGUCACUACUCAAUAAAGAAGGCUGGAGCAGCACUUGGAUUUGGAACAGACAAUGUGAUCUUGAUAAAAUGCAAUGAAAGAGGCAAAAUAAUACCGGCUGAUUUGGAGGCAAAAAUUUUGGAAGCAAAACAAAAGGGAUACAUUCCUCUCUUUGUAAAUGCAACUGCAGGCACAACAGUGUAUGGAGCUUUUGAUCCAAUACAGGAGAUUGCAGAUAUAUGUGAAAAAUACAACCUCUGGCUCCAUGUAGAUGCUGCCUGGGGAGGUGGACUCCUAAUGUCCCGAAAGCAUCGUCAUAAAUUGAACGGAAUAGAAAGAGCCAACUCAGUCACUUGGAAUCCACACAAAAUGAUGGGGGUGUUGUUACAAUGUUCUGCCAUUCUUGUCCGGGAGAAGGGUAUACUUCAAGGCUGCAAUCAAAUGUGUGCAGGGUAUCUCUUCCAGCAAGACAAACAGUAUGAUGUAUCCUAUGACACUGGAGAUAAGGCAAUACAGUGUGGUAGGCAUGUGGACAUCUUCAAAUUCUGGUUGAUGUGGAAGGCAAAGGGUACAGUAGGAUUUGAAAAUCAGAUCAACAAAUGCCUGGAGCUGGCAGAAUAUCUCUAUACUAAAAUCAAAAACAGAGAAGAGUUUGAGAUGGUUUUUGAAGGGGAGCCAGAGCAUACAAAUGUAUGUUUUUGGUAUAUUCCGCCAAGUCUCAGGGGUAUGCCAGACUGUGAUGAGAGGAGACAAAAGUUACACAAGGUGGCACCCAAAAUCAAAGCACUGAUGAUGGAGUCAGGUACUACCAUGGUUGGAUAUCAGCCUCAGGGUGAUAAAGUCAACUUCUUCCGAAUGGUCAUCUCAAACCCAGCAGCAACUAAGUCUGAUAUUGACUUCCUUAUUGAGGAAAUAGAGAGAUUGGGGCAGGAACUGUAGUACAGUGGUUGAAUUAUUUAUUUCUCUAAUUCACUGUUUUCCAGCACUGGCUAUUUUUUUUACCCAGUUCUGCAGCACAUGUUUUAAGGAAAUUCUCUUUCUGUAAGUUCCAAUCUCCUAAGACAUCCUUAAACAAAACAACUAUAGGCUACUGAAACAUAAAUGCAUUGGUGGAUCAUAUUACUGAGGGAAAAUGUAUUAUCUUGAAGUUGAAGUACUAUUGCCUCUUACAUUGGUCUUGUUUAUUGUAGUCAGCAGGAAAUUAAUAAGUACUAAAACAGCAAAUUAAGAACUCUGCACAGUAUAUAUGUACAGUAUAAAUAAAUAAAUAUAUAAUUAUAUAUAUAUACAUGCAUAUAUAUAUAUAUGAAGUGGUUAUAAACUUAGAACUAACCCACAGCAUGUUUUCCACUUUAAGAGAAUUAACUUUUCCUUCAAGAACUAAAGAUGUGGAUAAUGUGCUACAGAUUUUUCUGCCAGGUAAAAAUACACAUAUAUAAACAUUUCUAAAUUGUAGAUUCUUAGGAGCUAAAGAAGAUAGAUAACAGUAUAAAAUCUUAUUGUUGGUGCUUCUCUCAUGUGCAAAAUGGCAAUAUCUGACAGCACCUUCGAGUAAAAUAGUUUUAUUUCCCCUUCAGUGUCACAUCGGGGAUUAAAGUAGCAGAGUCAUUGUAACAGGUAUUAUUGCUGUAUUUUUAGAGGUUAAUUCGUGUAGAUUGUGUAUAUUAUUGUUAAAUGACUUUGUGUAAAAGGAUUUAAAUGUAAUAGUUUUACAGCAAGAUAACUGUUGAAUUGUAGGUAUAUGAAAUAUUUGUUUAUUUAUAUGCAGAGAUUUACCAUGCUGAAGAGUUGUCUUGUAUUUUCUUCCGUUUGUAAUGUAUCCUAUUUAUAUAUUAUUGAAGUUCUAAAUAAUGUUUAUGGUAUUUUAGUGUCUUUGUGAGCCAAAGAAAAAAAAAACACAAAAAUAUUAGUUGACACUUUCAUUUAAAUCCUAGUGCCCUUAAAAUAAUAAUGUAAAGAUAAUUUUACUUAAUAUAAGGAAUUAUAACAUUGUGUAUAGGCUGUCAAAUUAUGAGAUCCCUUUAAUCUAUUAGAAUUUUGAGUUUUAUUUAUUGUAAUGUCCAGCUGUCUGUUCAGUGUUCUGAAUGCUUUUCUAGUGAGUAUUUGUUGCUAACCAAGGCCCCUAUUUUUGAGCUAUAUUUAAAGACUAAUCUCUAGGACCAAUUUAACUAAAUUCUGUGGAAGAUUCCUGAAGGUCUAUAGUAUUUCUGUUGGAGUUUUAACCAGCAUCAUUCUUUUAGUGAAAUGGAAUUUACCUUGUGUUUGGAGCUUGUAAAAUAAAUAAAAACAAAAGUAAUGUCAGAAUCUUUAAAUACUGCUGGCUUGUCACAACACUUUAAACUGGCUAGGAUUUUCCAAGUAUAGACACCAGAGUCAUCCACAGCUUGUUCAGUUCUAGUGAUUAGAUAAUAUUACUGAGUGGAAAACUCCAUAGUGGAAGCAGAGUAGUGGAACAAAAUGAAGAUUCAAUAUUCCUCUGUCUACUGAGUUACUGUCAUGGUGAUAAAUGGAAUAUGCUAAUUUCAAAUAUUUUCACACAUGAUUUCAUAAAUGAUAGUUAUCUUCUAUCCAAGUCAGUAAUUAAUUGUUUUUUCCUUUUGUUUGUUUGUUUUGUUUUUUUCCCCUCAAAUCUAUAAUAAGAUUAAGUUAUUUUAGAAACAUUCCUUGAAAUGAAGCCACGCUAUGCAGUUUUCACAGCCUCUCUGGCCCCUUCAAUCCUGUGGAAGGACAACUACAGCCAGGAGAGAUUUCCAUCCUGCAGGUCCCACUUGUCUUCUGAGGAUACUGUCUCACAUCUUUGCCUGGGCCAGCGCAGGGAGAAAGAAGGAACUGUCAUGGUAAAUACCGUAUCAUAUAGCACAGCCUUCCUGGCUUGUCACUGGACUAUUGCUUAUCCCUAUUCUGCAACCUUCUGUAAAACACUUUCUUGAAAUUAUUUUAAUUUAAUCUAAAAAUCAGUAUCAAUUUAUCACUGUCUUUUAAAUUUAUGUGUGAGUUUCCAAAGAUUAUCUGCAUAAUUACUUUUAUGACAUGAAACCCCCCAGUAAUGUCAACACUACAGUAUGUUUUUCAUUAGGUUAUUUUCCUAAAGACAGUGUAGUUAUCUUCAUGUCUUCUUGAUCUUAAACUUCAGCCUUCCUUAAUUGUAACCCUGGUAUCUUACCAUGUCUUCAAUGCUUAACAUUUCUUGAUGUAAACAUUCAUGCUGUAUGAUCUGAGGCCUGCAAUACUGAAGUAGUCAGUGUGAACAUGGACUUCAGUAUCAACUUCCAUAGUAUUUAAUGCCAUUCUCUACAGAUAUCAGCUAUUCAUCAAAACUAGAGGGCCUCCCAUUGAGAGCUCUUUUUAGAAUAGAGAAAGACGUUUGUUUUGAAGUACAUGCCACAUUUUCAUUCACAGGCUUCUGCCUGAAAUCUGAUCUCUGUCACAGUUUUGCUUUGUUCAAAGGAAAGCUACAGAAGAUUGAAGUAUUUCCCUCAGUCCUUCUUGUUUAUGAGAAACAGUAUGGACUAGUAUGAUCAAUACAAAGAUGUAUAACUGCUGACCUAGCUUCACUCGGGGAUUUUACAUCUUCCACACAGGCAGCACUAUGGUCCUUGUGAUGUCUUCAGCCACUUCUUAAGUGGGAAUUUCUGACUUACUCCACCUCCCUAGUCCAGGUAUUUCAGCAACAGCAUUACUGAAGAUCCCAAUUUAUCCUUAAUCUUCUAACCUUAGUAUUUUAAGCUCAUGGACCUUGUAUCCAGAUAAUAAUCUCAAUAUUCUAAUAAUAAUAAUAAUAUUUUAAAUGUCAUAUCUCCUAGAAGUGUAUAAAGUAGGUCAAGAUAGCAAUUCUGAUGUACCUGAUUAUGAAACUAUAAGGCCACAAUAUGGCUUACUGGCAUUCAUACAGCAAACCUUGGACAGUUCUGUCAUGUAGUCAGAAACAGAUCUAGAUCACUUCAGUACAUAUACAAUAUUCGCUCACUAAUAUUUCUGCUUGUUCAUUUAACAGAGUUUCUUGUGUUUUGGAGGUCAAAAGCAUCAGAGGGUCUACCUACUGCCAUUGAUGGUUUGCAGAUAGCUGGGAAUAAUGGAGCUCUUCCUGCAUGUUUCAGAAGUGAGACAAUUAUGACAGAGGUGUUAAAAGACAGGAGGGUUAAAUUUAUCUUUCUGCCUUCUGCAUUUUAUCUUGCCUUUCUACAUCAUCGUGUCUUGACGUAGAUGAUACCCGCAGUUAGAUUUUUGCAAAGCUUUUAAUUCCAGUGCCAGCCUCUGGCAUGUUGGCCUGUCACAUGUACCUGCUUCCACAGGCACAUGGCUCAUUUUAACUUCCAUCUUGCUUAGCUGAUUUUAACAGAGCAGUGACAGUGAGUAAACUCAUCUGCAUUUUCUUCUCAGUAGGUAAUUUUCACCUGAGUAAUAUAUUACAGCCUCUCAGACAAAAGCUUACCUGGAAUUUUCCUGCUUUUAAAUCCAUACACUAUUGACUGUGAGAGAUCAGGAAAUAUACAGAAGGGUCGGUUAAUUCAAAGCAUUGCAAUUCCAGGUGAGUAACUUUGUUUUUCUGAGUUUUUAAGUAUACUCUAUGGUAGCAAUUUUGCCUUCAAAAUCACACAGGCAAUCACUGCAAUUUUGUGUGGGUGUAUUUGGAUCAACUGAACAAUAGGCAAGAUCUUAGCUGAACAGGUAGCUGCAGUGCUUACGAAUUGGUGUAAUUUAUUUGGAAAAGACUUGAACAUUGGAUAAAAAUCCACAGCAGCUGUUGAUUCUGAAUGAGAAAAAAUCUGAUUGUAUUAUUAAAGGUACUUUUAAGAGAAGAUAGAUUAUACCAUUCAUGACAGACGGAACCAGGGGCCUUGGGAAUAACCCAGAAUUUUAAAGUCAUCAUCGACUUAGUUCAUAAUCUGGGUUUUGAAUGGUGACAAACAUGAAGAGACUUUUUAAACAGAAUCUCUGUUUUGUGGUUUAAGAAAUGUCGAAGUUAUAAAGAAGAUACACAAUGCAGUUUUAAUUCUUCAAUAAAAAUUGAUCUUAAAACUGUCUGAUUAGUCUCAUAUAAUUUUUGUGAACUCUUUUGUUUCCUUAAGAAUAUGAGACAAAAGCUGUACAACAUUAUCCCUCACCUUAGUUUUAUUUGUGAAUUGAAUGUGAGCUUCUACCAUAACAGACUGAGGAAGAACCCCAAGUUCUGAACCAUCAUCAGUUUGAAUAGAGUUGUUGAGACAUUAGUACUGUGUAGAAAUGCUGAAAAAUAGAGAAUCUGAAAACCUUU
Molecule: messenger RNA, 6412 nt
Organism: Apus apus (common swift)
Lineage: Eukaryota; Metazoa; Chordata; Aves; Apodiformes; Apodidae
Gene: GAD1
Product: glutamate decarboxylase 1
Exons: 17
Coding region: 325-2097 (590 amino acids)
Biological process (GO): GABA biosynthetic process
Cellular component (GO): cytoplasm; presynaptic active zone
Molecular function (GO): pyridoxal phosphate binding; glutamate decarboxylase activity
Source: RefSeq, a predicted model, not a curated record